Molecule: messenger RNA, 7128 nt
Organism: Plasmodium vinckei vinckei
Lineage: Eukaryota; Apicomplexa; Aconoidasida; Haemosporida; Plasmodiidae
Product: conserved Plasmodium protein, unknown function
Exons: 3
Coding region: 1-7128 (2375 amino acids)
Source: RefSeq, a predicted model, not a curated record
AUGAAAAGUAUUGAUAAUAAUAGUAAUGUAUAUUCAUAUAAUAUAUCUGAAAAUGGCAAAAAAUUAUUAAGCAAAAGUAAAAAUAUUAUUGAAAAUAUAAAAAGAAAGUACAAAAAUGUCAAAAAUUUUAAUUAUGCUGAUAUAGAUAACAAUUUUAAAGAACCAAAGAAAGAAAAAGACGACGAAGCAGAUACGGCAGUUGGAACAGAGCAGGUUCGUAGCUAUAGUUCAUUUGUAAGUAAAUAUAACACUAUAGAAAAUAUUAAAAGUGAAAACAAUUUGAUAAGCAAACAUAAUGCUUUAUAUGCAAAGGAUAAAGCUUCGAAUGAAGAGAUUGCACAUAAUAUAAAAACUAAUAGUAAUAAUAAUAAUAUUUCGAAGCUUGUAGCUUCUAAUAAAAUUAGUAGUAACACAAAGUCCAAAGGUGAUAAUUUAAUAACUAAUGAUAAUAGUAGUAAGUAUUCCACUUUAAAAAAUGAUAAUGAUUAUAAUAAAGUAAAAUAUAAUAGUAUCACACAAAAAAAAGAUGCUAUUGGUAGUGUCAAUUCUAAGAGAAAAUUUUAUGCAUUUGGUGAUUCAAAAAAAAAUGAACGUGAAGAUUUAGAAACGCAUGAUUCAUUACAUAUUUCUAAUAAAAAACAUACGCAUAGUAGACACCGUUCUGAAAAUCCAGAAUUUUUUUUAAAAAAGGAUGUUAAGUUAAACAAUAAUGGAAAUGAAAUUCCAAAUGAUAAUGAUAAUAUAAAUAAAGAAGACAGUAAAAUGAAUAACUAUGAAUUAUAUAAAAACAACUUAAAUACUGGUGAUUAUUUGAGAAAGAUGAAAGGAUUAAAUUUAAAGAAUUUAUUCAAUAGGAAUAUAGACGAUAAUAAUAAAAAAAAGGAUGACGAAAGCAAAGAAACAAAUUAUAAUUUUCAAUAUAAUAAUAGGAAUUAUAAACGAAAUGAUGAUAACAAUCAAGAGAAUGUAAUGAAAAAUAAUAUCAGAUAUAAUUCUACAAAUGCAGAUAUGCCUAAACAUAGUAAUACAAAUAAAAUUGACCUAAAUAUGUUAUAUAAUAACAAUAUGGAUAAAUUAAAUAAUAAUUUAUCAGCUUAUAAUGAUACAAACAAAUUAAUUGAAUUACAAGAAAAAUAUAAAAAUAAAUAUCGUUAUGAAAAGGAUCUUCCUAAUCAUGCAAAUGAUACUAGAGGAAAACCAGAUAAUAAUCAAAUAAAAGACAAUAACUUAUAUUUCAACAAUGCAAUGUUAUAUAAUAAUAAUAAUAACGCUAAUAAUAAUGACAAUAAUAAUAUGAAAACGGAGUACAAUAAUUAUAAUACUAACAUGAAUAAUAAUGACAAUAAUAAUAUGAAAACGGAGUACAGUAAUUAUAAUACUAACAUGAAUAAUAAUGACAAUAAUAAUAUGAAAACGGAGUACAAUAAUUAUAAUACUAACAUGAAUAAUAAUGACAAUAAUAAUAUGAAAACGGAGUACAAUAAUUAUAAUACUAACAUGAAUAAUAAUGACAAUAAUAAUAUGAAAACGGAGUAUAACAAUUAUAACACUAAUAUGAAUAAUAAUGAUGGUAAUGAGAUUAAUUCUAAAAAUAAUUUAGCAAGUAAUAAGUUGAACCAAAAUAAUUAUGCAAACGAAAAAGAUGAUGUGGCAGAAAAAGAGCUAGAUAGUUAUAGUAAUUUUAAUUUCAAUAAUGAUAAUAGAAAUAAAGGCUCUAAUAAAAAUGAUCUAAUAAAUAAAAAAUAUAAAAAAUUAGAAAGCUUGAUGAAUAUUAAUAAAAACAAUGAUGAUGAGAAAAGGAAACUAAAUUUUAACAUGAAUGAUAUAAAAAAUAAUUAUUUUGAUAAUUUUUAUAAAAAUAAAAAUAAUGAAUAUAAGACAUUUAAACCUCGACGCUCGAAUUCCAGUAAUGUUCAUACAAGAAAACAUGAUAUCGCGAAAAUCAAUACCUAUUUAAAUUAUGCUGAUGAUAUGCAAGCUAAAAUAAACUAUUAUAAUGAGGGGAAAAGUGGAAAUAUGAGAGCGUAUGAAAAAUAUAUUAAAAUGAAAAAUGAAAAUAAUAAUAUUCUUAUGAAUAACAACACACAUAAUCUUACCAUGAAUGAUUUAAAUGGAAAUGCAAAUGGUAAUAUAGAAAUGAGAAAUAAUAAUGAGGCUCAAAAUACCAAUAAUAACAAGACAAACGAUAAUAAUUUAAAUAAUCUGAAUAAUAAUUACAAUGAAAACACGUAUCAUAAUCGAAAUGAAAGCAACUCAAAAGUUGAUAAUGAUUUAGGAAAAUUAAGAAAUUUCGAUUUAAAUGAUAUAAAAAAAAAACAUUUAAAUUUAUUUAAUAAUAAAAUGGAAAACGAAUCAACUUAUAUAAAUAAAAUGGAUAAUAAUAUGAAUGAUAAAAAUGAAAAUUACAAUUAUAGUUUUAUUAAUGAAAAAAAUAUGACUAAAAAUUUAACAAACAAUGAUGAUGAUGAUGCAUUAAACUUUGAUAAAAAUUUUCGAAAAAAGACGGACAUUAAAAGUAUUGUAUGUGUAUGCCAAGCAAGUAAACAAAUGGCUAGAUUACAAUUACAUAUUGAAGAAAGUAGACAAAUGCUCGAAACAGAAAAAAUGUUAUUAAAAAAGAAAAAAGAAAAUUUUGAAAAGAAAGUGGGAAUGUUGGCAGAUAAAGAAAAAGAAAUAGAUAAAAUUCAUUCACAAAUUAAAGAAAAAGAAUUAUCUAUUAAUAAGAAGCAUGAUGAAAUAGACGAAAAAGAGAAAUAUGUGAAUUCCAUAAAAAGUAAAUAUGAUAAUGCGCAAAAAGAGUUACUAGACAAAAUGAAUGAAUGCAUUCUUAUUGAAAAUAAAUGCAAGAGUAAAUUAUAUGAAUAUGAUGAAAAAUUUGGUGAAUUUAAUAAAAAAAUUAAAGAAAUUGAGGAGCGUGAAAAAGAGAUUGAACAAGAAAAAAAAAAUAUAGAAAAAAAAGAAAACAUGAUAAAUGAGAAUAGACGAGAAAUCGAUGAAGAAAAAUUAAUGAAUAUGAAAGAAAAAAAUGAGCUUGAAAUGUUAAAAAAGGAAUUAGAAUCGUUAGAAAAAGAAAAGAAGAAGAUAAUUGAUUGUGAAUAUAAUAAUUUACAAAGUAAAGAAGAAGAAUUAAGACGAAACGAAAGAAAUAAUUUAAUAAAAGAAAAUGAACUAAAAAAUAGAAUAGAUAAAUAUAAUGAGUUAAUUGAUGAAUUAAAUAAAAAUAAAAAAGAAAUAGAGAAUGAUAAAAUGAAAAUGCUAAAUGAUAUUCAAGAUGAGAGAAUAAAAAUUAUGAAUGAAACAAAUAACAUACAAAAAGAGCAUGAAAAAGAAAUUAAUUACAUGAAAGAAGAAAUAAAAAAGGAAAGAAUAUCAAUGAUUAAUGAUGUCGAAAAGAUGAAAAGGUUAAUGUUAGAAGACAUUGAAAAUACGAAAAAUAUGAUGUUAGAAGAUAUGGAAAAAGAAAAUACAAAAUUAAAAGAAGAAAUAGAAAAUGAUAAAAGAAUGGCGAUGAAAAAUAUCGAAGAUGAAAAGGAAAAAUAUAAAAAAUAUUUAGAAGAACAAUUUAAUGAAAAUUUAGAAAAGGAAAAAACAUCAUUACAAAACAAAUAUGAUGAUGAAAAUAACAGAUUACAGACAGAAAUUAAUAAUGAGAAAAAAAAAAUUAAUAAAGAAAGAGAAAAUUUAGAAAAACAGAAAAAAGUAUAUGAAGAUGAAUUUCGUAGUAAAUGUGAAAAAUAUGAAGAGGAUAUAAGAAAAAAAUACAAUAUGUUAGAAGAAGAAGAAAAUAAUAUGAAAUAUCGUAUCAUGAAAGAACAAGAAGAAUUGGAAAAUUAUAAAAAAGGUGUGUACCUAGAUAUAGAGGAAGAAAAAGACAAAUUAUAUGUUCAACAAGAAAAGAUCAAUUUAGAGAAAGAAAAUUUAUUAGUAGAAAAGGAACAAAUUGAUAUUGAAUUAAAAAAUUUUAAAAUUUUCAAAGAAAAGGAAGAAAAUGAUAUUAAAAUUCGUAUCAUAAAUUUAUCUCAACAAAAAGAAGAUUUAAAUAAAGAAAAGGAAAAUAUAGAAAAAGAAAAAGAUAAAUUAGAAAAAAUCAAAUACGAUUUAGAUGUAAGAGAGGAAGGAUUAAAUAAUGACAAAAUUCAAAUGGAAAAAUCUCGAAAAUUAUUUGAUGAACAAUUAGAGAAAAUUAAAAAAAAUAAAGAAGAGUUACUGAAUUAUGAUAGAGAAUUAAAAACGAAGGAAAUGGAUUUAAUUGAAAAGAGUACAGAAAUAAAAAAUAAAGAAAAUGAAUUAAAUAAAAAAAAAGAGAAAUUAGACUCAUUAGAUAAUGAACUAAAAAAUUAUAGUUCAAAAUUACAAGAUCGAGAAAAAAAACUAAAAGACAAGAAAAAUGAAUUACAAAAAGUCAAAGACCAAUUAGUUGAUUAUAAAAACAGUUUAAAAGAAAAGGAAAUACAAUUCCAAAUGAUUGAAAAAAGAGAAAAGGAGUUACUAGAUGAACAGACAGUUAUUCAAAUAGAUCGAAAUAGUUUAGAAGCAGAAAAAAAACAAUUUUUAUUAAUAAAAGAGAAGCAUGAAAAAGAUACUGAAUAUAUACAAGAACAAUUAAAAUUGUUACAUGAACAAUUAAAAAAUAAAGACAAGUCUCUUAAAGAAAAAGAAAAUGAAAUUAAUUUAUUAAAUAAAUUACAAGAUUGUAGAAGUAAAAAUGGAAAGGGUGCUAUUAUAUCAUUAAAAAAUUAUGAUAAUAGAAAAUUGAAUGUUAAUUUAUCCAGAAUGAGUGUAUCAAAGAAUAGAGUCAAAGGUAAAGCAAUUGGAAAAAACAAAUUUGAUAUUAUUAGAAGAACAAGAAGAAAAAGUAUAAAUUAUAAUUACAACAAUCUCGAAAUUAAUAAUAGUAUACAAUAUAUAGAUAGUGUGAUAAAUGAAAAUUUUAAAAAUAAACCUUUCUUAAAACAAAAAAAUAACUUAGAAUUAUCAAAUGAAACUUUUAUGCAAGAACAAGGGAAUAAUAACAUGAAUUAUAAAUAUGGAAAUGAUACCUAUGACAAUAAUAUGGCAGAUAAAAAUAGUAGAAAUAUUUCUAACAACCCCAUAAAAAAUACUACGGAUUAUGGAAAUAAUGCAGAAAAUAUUGGUGAGCAAGAAAGAGAACACCGUAAUCAAAAAAUAUCUAAUGAAAAUGAUUAUUAUGAAAAUAAUUAUAAUAAUGGAAACGACAAUAUUAGCCAUGCUAAUGAAAAUAAGAAUAAUGCUAAUCAAAGAAAUAAGAAAAAAUAUCCUCCCAAACCAAGAGCAAAUUUCGAAAAGGAUUCAUAUAACAUGAAUAACGGUCACAAGUCUGAACGAAAUGAAAAAUUUAACGAGCUAUAUAAUGAUAACAAUUACAAUGAUCGUAUGAAUUAUAAUAAUAAUGAUAAUCACAAUAAUACAAAGAAUGGAAAUGUUUAUGAAAAUAAUAACAAUGUUGGAUAUAACAACAGUUAUAAUAUAAAUAAUAUGAACACAAAUAUAAAAAUGGGAAAAAGUGAUUUAAAUGAAACAGUAAAAUCUAAAAAUGGUUUACGCUUAAAUUUUCAAGACAACAAAGAUCAAGAAAAUAAUAAUAUGUUAGCUUCAUUAAAUGUAAAUAAUUUAAUCGAAUCGGAUAUUAUCGACACAAAGAGUAAUUAUGGUUAUUAUCAAGAUAAUCAUAAUGACAAAUAUGUAGAAAAUGAGUCUAAUAGGAAUAUUAUGUGUAUUAACAAGAACAUUAAUUUUAUAGAUAAUGAUGUGAAUAAUAUAAAUAAUAACAUAAGCAAUAUAAAUAGCAAUUUGUAUAAAAUGAAUAGUAAUGCCUAUGAGGAAAAUGACUCGUUUACAGGUGAGAAUAACAACAAAAAUCGUAAUAAGCAUAGUGCCCAGAACAACAAUGAAAAUAGGGCAUCUAAUAAAAGCCAGAGCGAAAAACCAUCUUUAAAUCGUCUUGAUAAUUUAGUAAAUCAGAAUAUGCAAUCCGUUAAUCAGAUAUCAAGCUUAAUACAAAGUAGUAAAAAACCAAAUAGCAAUACAAUGAAUAAGUUAAAUCCAAAAAUGAAAAAUUAUAAUUCAUUAAAAGAUCCAAAAAGAAACAAUAAUGAUAACUACUAUGAUGAUAAUAAUGAAUCACCAAAAAAAGAAGACAAUUUUAAUGAAUUUUUAGAAGAAUUAAAUGAUGGAAAAUCUUAUAAUUCUAAUUUUAUUGAAAAAGGAGAUGAUGAUUUUUAUUACAAUAUGGAAAAAUCUUUGAAUGAUAAAAGUAUGAAUGAAACUUAUGAUCAUAAGAAUCGAAAUAAUUAUAAUACAGCAAAUAAAAAUAUGGAUCGAAAAGUGCAUACAUUAAGAAAUAAUAGUAAUAACACAAAUUUAGUUGCUACCAACAUUGCUUCUAACCAUAAUAAUGAUAAGAAUACAAAGCAUAAUGUGCAUAUUAAUAGAAAUAAUAGUGAAAUGCGAAAAGAUAGCGCCAACAUAUCGGCAAUGCCCGGUAGUAAUAAUAAUAAUAUUAAAAUAGGUAUGGAUAAUAAUGGAUAUAACAGUGAUAGCAAUUUAAUGAGGAAUCAAAACUAUUUAAUAAGUGAAAAUUAUAACUCAAGGCGAAUGAAUUCGCAUGUCAUUGAACAAGACAACUACAAUAAGCAAAAGGGGUACAAAAAUAAUAAUGAAAAUGAUUAUAUCAAUUAUAGAAAAUAUGGAAUGGAAAAUAAAAAAGAUGAACUAUUAAGUAACAAUUUUAAUAGAGCCCAAAUUGUAAGGAACCAUGAUAAUGAAAAUAAUAAUGCUAAUAUGCAUAAACAUAACAAUAGCAAUGAUAGUAAUAAACUAAAUACAUGGAAUCAAAAUGGAAACAAAAACACAAAUAUGGUGGGAAUAAAAGGUUUUAUGAGAGAGUUACAAAAUGAAAAGGAAUCAUAUAACAGUGGAUCAAAUACAACAGAAAUUAAUAGCAGAAAUAUAGCACAAAAUCAUAAAAAUUAUAAUACUAAGUAUAUUAAUUCUGGAAAUCCUUCUGAUUCAGGUGCACAAGCAAAUAGUAAUAAAAUAAUCGAACAGUUAGACAAGACAUUAAUGAACAAAUCCAUUGUGAUGAAUAAAAAUAAAAAGAAAUUUUAA